Messenger RNA from Vanrija pseudolonga, 2229 nucleotides. RefSeq names its product Meiosis protein mei2 (gene mei2). The coding region runs from base 1 to 2229 and encodes 742 amino acids. The transcript has 17 exons. Lineage: Eukaryota; Fungi; Basidiomycota; Tremellomycetes; Trichosporonales; Trichosporonaceae. The record is from RefSeq and is a predicted model, not a curated record.
AUGGACUCCAACCGCACCAGACUCCACGGCAAGCCGCUCGGAACACCAUCUAACCUCCACCAGCAGAGCCGUGUAACCACCCCUCCCGGCUCCCAAGACCAAGGCCGUCGAGCAAGCCCACCUCUUCGGUCCACCCAGAAGAGCAACGGCGGUGGCAUUCCCCCCACCAAGGAGAAGGGGAAACUAUCCCUCAAGCCAUCGCUCUCGCACCUCAAUCCGCUUUCCUCGGUGUUCCAGCCAAGUAAAGGCGCAGAGCUGACCGUAACCAAGGUUCGCGACCAUGGCCCAGAAACUGCCUAUGAAUCCGACAACCCUCGAAGCAAUGCCCUCUCCCGACUCUCUCUUCAGUCCAAUGCCAGCACCAUCAUCGCUACUCCAACCUCCCAGAUGUCAUUUGCACAAAACUCUCCCUCUCCUGGCAUGACGUGGACGACUGGUUCCCUCUCGUCCCAGAACCCCUACACACCUCCUCACCCCGGCAAGACCGCCACCUACGACAAAGAAACAACCGGCUUGUUCGCCCCCCGGCUCAACGGUAACCGCUUCGACCGCCGCUGGGAGGCUGCCGGGGAAGAGAACCCCGGCAAAUUUCUGAUUAUCACGAACAUCCCCAAGUCCGCCAGUGGCGAGGAUGUCAGAGACGUUGUCAAGCGCAUUACUCCCGAUGCUAACCGAUUCCAGGACAUUGCUCCGUAUCGCGCCAUCAUCGUCAAGCUUCUGAAGACGAAAGGAUGGGUCAUCGCCGUGUUCUAUGACACGAGGGAUUCAAAGAGGGUAUACGACAGGCUCUGCCGAAGCCCUGUCGUCUUCAAUGGAACGGACUCCCUUGUCCAGCUCGAGUGUGCCACUGUCGACGAGGACGUGGUUCGGCAGCUUGCAGGAUCAGGAAAGGAGCUGGACCAGAUCCUCAAGGCCACCGAGUCUGUCAUCCGGGUUCAAGUGAAUGGCCAGCAUGGUGUUGACAUCGGUGGGAUGGAAGUGCGUGACCUCUGGCCCCAAUUAUUGCUCACAAUGCAGACAUGUCUGAGGACAAUCGGCGAGCUCAAAGAGUUCAAGGCACAUGGGCUCGGCGGAAAGUCAUUCACGGCCGAGUUCUAUGACACGAGGCGUGCCGCCGAGGCGAUCCGUCUGCUUCACAAUCAGCCUGUGGAAGCUGGAAUACUCCGCGCAGUUUACCGAAGCGAGGAUCCAUUCCAGAGCGAGCCCGUCGUGCCCACCCGUACUCCGACGGGGCAGGCAGCGCCCUUGUACACCCUUGGCUCGGCCGCCUUCAUGGCAAGCCCUAGCAGUACCUCGCAGCGCUCAGUCUCGAACCUGGCCUCAAACUCACUGUUCGACCGCUAUCAUGGUAUCUUCGCUCCACUCGACACGAACCCGACACACUCUCCGUACAGCCAGCUCACCGGCAGCAAUGGGGACCGCCUCGCGAUCGACAUCGAGCACAACCAGAUCCUGUCGAAACCCGCCGAGUGGCAGGCGUGGGGGUCACGGGCGGAUCUUCACCCUCACCAGACUCAGGCGAUUCCCAGACAGAUCACGGAGCCGGCGGCCCUACAAGGUCUCCUCAACCAGAUGGACAUCUCUGCUCGGGCUCGCCAACGCCAGGGGUGGACUGCUGCGGAUCGCCAGGCGAUCCCCGAGGAAAACCGUGUUCACCCCGAGCGCAUCCUGCACGGUAAGGGCGUAAAGAUUUGCCGAGCUGAACGGAUCACAGGCUAUGACCCUCGCACCACGGUGAUGAUCAAAGAUGUCCCUCCAAAGGUCUUGUGUCGCUCCAAAUUGACCCAGUACCAGGUCGUGCCCGAUGAGUUCGAUUUCGUCUAUCUUCGUUUCGAUUUCAACAAUCACUGCAACGUUGGGUACGCCUUCGUCAACUUCACCUCUACCAAGGCCCUGUACAACUUCAUCCUGGCCAAGGUUGGCAAAAAGUGGAAUAUGUUCUCUAGCGAGAAGGUCCUGCAAGUGUCAUACGCCAACAUCCAAGGCAAGGCGGCCCUCGUGAACAAGUUCAGGAACUCGGCCGUCAUGGAUGUCAUCGAGGAGUGGCGACCCCAGAUCUUCUACAGUUCGAACGGGACUUUCAAGGGCAAGCCUGCCGACAAUGUCGCCAUCCGCCACAGGGCUGCCUCUGCUCGUCUUUCAUUCCUCUCUGGUGAGCAACCGAUCAUGGAUCGACAGCGAUUGACCAACAGGCGCUGGACCCACCAAGCCACUAGAGGGGGGGGAUAG